AUGUACCAUCAGCCCCUUCUCGCUUUACUAGCCCUCGCCCUCAGCGGCGGCACCGCGUUCGGUCAGGAAGCGUGCAACGGCUCGCCUGCCCUGUGCAGCCGCCCAUACGGCGACGUGACCUUCGUUGCGUCCCACAACGCGGCCUUUGUCGGCCGCGGGCCCGCGCACAACCAGUUCGAGUACCCGGAGGCCGGGCUCAGCCAGGGGGUCCGGUACUUCACGACGCAGACGCACAUUGAGGACGGCGAGAUCCGGCAGUGCCACUCGGACUGCUUCCUGCUCAACGCCGGCGCCUUCUCCGAGAUCCUGGUCUCGCUCAAGUCCUGGAUGGAGCGGAACCCGCGGGAGGUCGUGACUCUGCUGGUCACGAACGGCGAUGAUGAUAUCCGCGUCGAGGAGUUUGCCGAGGUGUUCGAGUCCACGGGGACCACGGGGAUUGUGUUCACGCCGGGGAAUGGACAGAAGCCCGGUAUGGAUGGCUGGCCGACGCUGGGGGAGAUGAUUAACUCUGGGAAGCGGCUGGUUGUUUUCAUGGACUAUAACGCGGACCCUGCCAAAGUCCCAUACAUCCUCCCACAGUAUGACUACUACGUCGAGACGCCUUUCAGCCCGACGUCAUCCAACUUCUUCAACUGCGACGUCGACCGGCCGAGCUCGGGCGCCUCGGCAGAUAACCGGAUGAUCUUUGCUAACCACAAUCUCAACCUCGAGCUGUUCGCCGGGCUGCUGGUGCCGGACCAGGACAGCGCCGCCGAGACCAAUUCGGUGGCGAAUAUCCGCCAGCAGACGGAGAUUUGUGUCGCGAGUUUCGGCCGAGCGCCGAAUGUCGUCAUGCUCGACUUCGUUAGUGUGGGACAGGCCAUCGAGGCCCAGAAGCAGCUCAACGGGCUGUAA
Molecule: messenger RNA, 894 nt
Organism: Microdochium trichocladiopsis
Lineage: Eukaryota; Fungi; Ascomycota; Sordariomycetes; Xylariales; Microdochiaceae
Product: PLC-like phosphodiesterase
Exons: 3
Coding region: 1-894 (297 amino acids)
Biological process (GO): lipid metabolic process
Molecular function (GO): phosphoric diester hydrolase activity
Source: RefSeq, a predicted model, not a curated record